Impatiens glandulifera is the source of this 1818-nucleotide messenger RNA. RefSeq names its product probable indole-3-pyruvate monooxygenase YUCCA7. Gene Ontology annotation, molecular function: NADP binding; N,N-dimethylaniline monooxygenase activity; flavin adenine dinucleotide binding. The transcript has 3 exons. The coding region runs from base 290 to 1546 and encodes 418 amino acids. NCBI's taxonomy places the organism in Eukaryota, Viridiplantae, Streptophyta, Magnoliopsida, Ericales, Balsaminaceae. The record is from RefSeq and is a predicted model, not a curated record.
UUAAUAGAAAAAAAAAUACAUAUAUGAUUAAAAGAAAGGGAGGUGACACAAGCUUAUCAUUUGUGAGUCCUUUUUGAAUCCAUCAUUUUCCCAAUCCCAAUCACAUGCCACCACCUCCAAAGCCAAAACUCUUUUAUUUCCUUUCUAUUUAUACCUCUCCAUUCCCUUAUAAGCCCAUCCACAAAUUUGUUGCCAAACAAGCAAAACUACACUUGCUAUUAUUAUAACUCCCUCAAAGCUAGUUCAUUUUUCUUUAGCUCUUCCCCAAUUUUCAAUUCAAUUCAAUAUAAUGAUCCAAGCUAUUGAUCAUCAUCAUGAGGCCAUAUUCUCAGGAAGGUGCAUUUUGGUCAAUGGACCUGUCAUUGUUGGAGCUGGCCCAUCUGGUCUAGCUGUGGCUGCCGGUCUAAGCCAGCAAGAUGUUCCCUAUAUUGUCCUUGAAAGGGCAAACUGUGUUGCCUCCCUUUGGCAAAACAAUACUUAUGAUCGCCUUAAACUUCACCUUCCAAAACAAUUCUCUCAACUUCCUUACAUUCCUUUCCCCGAAAACCUCCCCGAGUACCCAACCAAGUCCCAAUUCAUCGAUUACCUCCAAUCCUACACUAAGAAUUUCGAUAUCAAGCCUAGGUUCAAUGAGGCGGUUAAGUCCGCCAAGUACGAUGAGACUUGCGGCCUUUGGAGGGUCAAGACAGUGCUAGCUGGAGACCACCACCGUGGAGAGGUGGUGGAAUACAUUUGCCGGUGGCUGGUGGUGGCGACAGGGGAGAACGCAGAGAAGGUGGUGCCUGUGUUCGAAGGGGAGGAGGAAUUCGCAGGAAAUAUCGUGCAUGCUUGUGAUUAUAAAUCAGGUGAGGGUUUUGGUGGGAAAAGAGUGUUGGUUGUUGGAUGUGGAAACUCUGGCAUGGAGGUUUCUCUUGAUCUUUGUCUCAACAAUGCUUCUCCUUCGAUGGUUGUUCGAAGCUCGGUUCAUAUCUUGCCAAGGGAGAUCUUGGGGAAAUCAACGUUUGGAUUGGCGGUUGAGAUGAUGAAAUGGCUUCCGGUUAAGGUAGUGGAUAAAAUAUUACUAGUUGCAUCAAGGUUGAUUCUUGGAAACUUGGAGAAAUAUGGAUUGAAAAGGCCUGCAACUAUGGGACCAUUAGAACUGAAAGACAGAGAAGGGAAAACCCCUGUUCUUGACAUUGGAGCUCUUGAGAAAAUCAAAUCUGGUGAGAUCAAAAUAGUGAGUUCUGGGAUCAAGAAACUCUCUAGGGGAAGUGUGGAGCUUGUUAAUGGACAACAUCUUGAGAUUGAUUCAAUCAUUUUGGCAACUGGGUAUUGCAGCAAUGUUCCUUCAUGGUUAAAGGAAAAUGAUUUCUUCUCAAGCAAUGGAUUCCCAAAAUCGCCAUUUCCAGAAGGGUGGAAAGGAAAAGCCGGAUUGUACACUGUUGGAUUCACGCGAAAAGGUUUGUCGGGGGCAUCGAUAGAUGCCAUAAAGGUGGCGGAGGAUAUCGGAAAGAUAUGGAGAGAAGAAACGAGGCACUCGGUUGCUAUCGCUUGCCAUAGGAGAUGAAUUUAUGUUCAAUCGCAAUCGCGUUGUUGAUCUUCAAGUUGGUCUAACAUUUCUCUUUGUAUUUUUUGUACAAAUUAAUAUGUGACUAAAAAUAUAUAUAUAAUCAGAUCAGCAGCCCUCCUCCAUGAAUUUCCUACUCUUGGAAUGACUUCAAUUCCAUUUUUAUCAAUUAAGUUAAGGAAGAUGAGGCUUUUUCUUAUGUUUGGUUCUUCAAAUGUUCUUAGCUUUAUUAUGUUCAAUUUCAAUAAUAAAAAAAAAAGGUUACUUUUUAA